This is a messenger RNA of Urocitellus parryii (Arctic ground squirrel), 681 nucleotides long. NCBI's taxonomy places the organism in Eukaryota, Metazoa, Chordata, Mammalia, Rodentia, Sciuridae. The record is from RefSeq and is a predicted model, not a curated record.
AUGCCGGUUGAUGUCGAAGCCCCCGUUUACUAUGAGAUUCCACAGUUCUGCGGGCGAUGUCUGGAGAUAGUGAAGGAGAUCACUGCUGGUGAGACAGUGUGGAGUGGCCUGGAAAUUACUGCCAGCAGCUGCUCUGAAGAGAGGCUCAUUGUGCCCCUCUUUGGUGUAGAAAGGGUCCAAAAGGAGAUUGAGCAGGUGAUUGGCUCACACCGCCCACCAGCCCUUGAUGACCACACCAAGAUGCCUUACACGGAGGCCGUCAUCCAUGAGAUUCAGAGAUUCGCAGACCUCAUUCCCGUUGGUGUGCCUCACGUAGUCACCAAGGACACUUAUUUUCGAGGGUUCAUCAUCCCCAAGAACACUGAAGUGUACCCCAUCCUGAGCUCUGCUCUCCACGACCCGCAUUACUUURAAGAACCAGACACCUUCAACCCUGACCGCUUUCUGGAUGCCAGCGGGGCACUGAAGAAGAACGAAGCUUUUAUCCCCUUCUCRGCAGGGAAGCGCRUCUGUCUUGGUGAAGGCAUCGCUCGCAACGAACUGUUCCUYUUCUUCACCACCAUCCUCCAGAACUUCUCUGUGGCCAGCCCCGUGGCUCCCCAGGACAUCGACCUCACUCCUAAGGAGAGUGGUGUGGGCAGAGUAGCCCCAACCUACCAGAUCCGCUUCCUUCCUCACUGA